GCAGGUUGCAUUUUACUGGAGCUAGGAAACAGCCCAGAAUCGUUGCCAGAGUUCUGUCUUGGAACAAAGUAAUCAGCAGCCAGUGCUUUUGAGCAUGUGCGUUAGUGCCUCUCUUUCCCUCUCUCUCACAACACGGAACAAUUUCCUCUCCUCCCCGCACAUCUGGGUUUAAGAAGAAAGAGGUCCGGCUCACAAAACACAGGAGACGAGACCCUCGGCACCUCCAGUAUCUUAUCUCGUGCAAGGGAUGUAAGGGCAGAGAAAGACUCUCCUACUAUGGCGGAGAAGUGGGCCAAUGGACACUCUUCUUCAAUAUUAUGUUUGAACGUGAACAAAGAUGGUCUGUUGGCUUCAGGAGCAGAAGGAGGGGAGCUAACCAUCUGGAGUGAGGAAGGGACUCCAUUAGAACACACACUUCUUCAGAAAGCUGAUGAUGUCACCAGCGUUGUGUUUUCUCCCACCUGUUCCAAAAGACUAUAUGCUUCUCAUGGAGAGACUGUUAGCAUUUUGGAUACUAGAUGUCUCAAAGAGCCAGUUGAACAUUUCCAUGUAAAUGAUGAAGAGAUCAAUUGUCUUUCAGUAAAUGAAACAGAUAGUUUAUUAGGUGCUGCAGAUGAUUCUGGAGUAAUAAAGAUUAUUGAUCUGGAAAGCAAGAAGUUAAGCCGCUGCCUUAGACGACACUCAAAUAUUUGUGCAUCAGUUGUGUUUCGUCCUCAGAGACCUCAAAGCCUUCUUUCAUGUGGUCUGGAUAUGAAGGUUAUGAUGUGGAACUUACAGAAAGCUCGCCCUCUGUGGAUUGUGGACUUGCAAGAGGAGGAAGUCAAUGAACAUUCAACUGGUCAGCUUUUUAACCCUCCAUUGGCCCAUUCCUUGUCUGUUUCUGCUUGUGGCAAUGUUUUUGGCUGUGGAGCUGAAGAUGGUAAAAUCAGAAUCUUUAGGGUAACAGGUACCAAGUUUGAGCAGGAGGCAGCAUUUAAGGGCCACUCCUUAGCAGUGUCACAGAUUUUCUUUCUACCAGAAGCCUACCGGUUCAUUACAGGAGGAAAUGAUGGCAGAGUGUUGUUGUGGGAUGUCAGCAAUGAACUAGGAAAACAGAAGAGUCCAGUCAAAUCCAUCCACAGAAGGAGAACUAGGUUGCCCAACACCACCAAUAAACUUGACAAAAUAAAUGCAGAGUGUUCAAAUGAGCAUAUGCCAAUUUUACCAAAACUAACGAUUGAACAUGGAGAGAAGGUGAACUGGAUUUCAUGUGCAGAGAUUAAAGGCUCUAGAAGAAUACUGGUUGCUGAUCAGAGUACCAGUAUAUCAGUCUAUCCUAUUGCUGAAGCUUAGAC
Molecule: messenger RNA, 1334 nt
Organism: Podarcis raffonei (Aeolian wall lizard)
Lineage: Eukaryota; Metazoa; Chordata; Lepidosauria; Squamata; Lacertidae
Gene: WDR53
Product: WD repeat domain 53
Exons: 3
Coding region: 277-1332 (351 amino acids)
Molecular function (GO): protein binding
Source: RefSeq, a predicted model, not a curated record